GUACCCAACUCAAUUUAGACUCCACAAGUCCAUAUCAUGGCCAGCCCAACACCAAAUGACAUAGAAGUGAAUAUUAAGCGCCAAAACAUUAUCCAACCAAACAAUGCCUCUGCUUCUCGUCUUCACUCAGUCAAGAUGAAUGCAAACACUUGUAUUCAACCGCCCCAGUUCCUUCCAUUAUCUCCUUUUUAUCAGCAAAGGUUUCAUCUUUUCACUCAAAAGCCUCAAUCUUUAAAGCCCACCAAGAAAAGUUGUUAUUUUUCUACUACAGCGUGUGACAACAGCUUCAAAGGUGGCCUUUUUAGGGUUCAAAAGGGUAGAAUCAGAUGCUCAAAUAGUGAGGUUGAAGAGCAGAAGGAGAAGCAGCAGCAAGUGGUGAAGAGAGCUUAUCCUUUCCAUGAAAUUGAGCCUAAAUGGCAGAGUUACUGGGAAAAAAAUCAAACUUUUAGAACUCCAGAUGAAGUUGAUACCUCUAAGCCUAAAUUCUAUGUGCUUGACAUGUUUCCUUAUCCCAGUGGCGCUGGGUUACAUGUUGGUCAUCCAUUGGGAUAUACUGCUACAGAUAUUCUUGCUAGACUCAAACGUAUGCAAGGUUACAAUGUUUUGCACCCAAUGGGAUGGGAUGCAUUUGGUUUGCCUGCUGAGCAAUAUGCAAUUGAGACAGGAACUCAUCCGAAAAUCACAACAUUGAGGAACAUUAACCGCUUCCGUUCCCAGCUUAAAUCACUGGGAUUCUCUUAUGACUGGGAUCGUGAAAUCUCUACAACAGAACCACAAUAUUAUAAAUGGACCCAGUGGAUCUUUCUUCAGCUAUUGAAGAGAGGGUUGGCAUAUCAGGCUGAGGUACCAGUCAAUUGGUGCCCUGCUCUUGGCACCGUUUUGGCAAAUGAGGAGGUGGUUGAUGGAGUAAGCGAGCGUGGGGGUCACCCAGUUAUAAGAAAGCCAAUGAGGCAAUGGAUGCUUAAGAUUACUGCAUAUGCUGAUCGCCUUCUUGAAGACUUAGAUGACCUCGAUUGGCCUGAAAGUGUAAAAGAAAUGCAGAGGAACUGGAUAGGAAGGUCUGAAGGGGCUGAGCUGGAAUUUUGUGUUCUCGAUUGUGAUGGAAAGGAAAGAGACAUAAAGAUUACUGUUUAUACUACCAGGCCUGACACUGUCUUUGGAGCAACAUAUUUAGUUGUGGCACCAGAACAUUCAUUGCUUCCAUCAUUGAUGUCUCUUUCACAGAGAGAAAGUGUGGAAGAGUACAAAGAUCUAGCUUCACGAAAAAGUGACCUUGAGAGGACUGAGCUUCAGAAGGAGAAAACUGGUGUUUUCAGUGGCUGCUAUGCACAAAAUCCAGCAAAUGGGGAAGCAAUUCCAAUAUGGGUUGCAGAUUAUGUUUUGGGGAGUUAUGGGACUGGAGCUAUUAUGGCGGUGCCUGCUCAUGACACCCGUGACUAUGAAUUUGCUACUAAAUAUGACAUUCCCAUUCGUUGGGUUGUGAAGCCAAAUGAUGAUGAUUUUAGUGAUUCAGGAAAGGCUUAUGAAGGAGAAGGCUCCAUUCUCAAUUCAUCGAGUUCAACAUCAGGGCUUGACAUCAAUGGUUUGCAUAGCAAAGUAGCAGCAUCUAAAGUCAUUGAAUGGGCUGAUACAACUGGAAAUGGGAAGAAAAAGGUGAACUACAAGUUGAGGGAUUGGCUUUUUGCUCGACAGCGUUAUUGGGGGGAGCCUAUCCCAGUUGUUUUCUUGCAGGAUACUGGUGAGACCGCUCCAAUUCUUGAAACUGACCUGCCCCUUAAACUCCCAGAAUUAGAUGAUUUUACCCCGACAGGGACAGGAGAGCCACCCCUUGCAAAAGCUGUUUCUUGGGUUAAAACCACUGAUCCUUUAUCUGGAAAACCCGCCAUGAGAGAAACAAGUACCAUGCCCCAAUGGGCUGGUUCUUGCUGGUACUAUCUGAGAUAUAUGGACCCAAAAAACUCCAAAGAAUUAGUUGACAAGACAAAAGAAAAGUACUGGAGUCCAAUUGAUGUCUAUGUCGGUGGUGCUGAACAUGCUGUUCUCCAUUUACUUUAUUCAAGAUUCUGGCACAAGGUUCUUUAUGACAUUGGUGUUGUGUCAACCAAAGAACCCUUCAAGUGCGUCAUUAACCAGGGAAUCAUCCUUGGGGAAGUCCAAUACACGGCUUUCAAAAACCCAGAUGGAAACUAUGUAUCUGCAGACUCUGCUGAUCUGUCAGGUGAAAUUAAUCAGGAAAUCAUUCCCGAGGAAAAGGUUAUGAAAUCUGGGGAUUCCUUUGUACUGAAAGGUGAUCCCAGUAUCCGAUUGAUAGCUCGUGCGCAUAAAAUGAGUAAAAGUAGGGGAAAUGUUGUGAAUCCAGAUGAUGUUGUCUCUGAGUAUGGAGCAGAUUCUCUUAGGUUGUAUGAAAUGUUCAUGGGUCCAUUUAGAGACUCAAAAACAUGGAGUACUAGUGGGAUUGAAGGUGUCUAUCGAUUUUUGGGACGAACAUGGAGGCUAAUUGUUGGCUCACCCUUACCUGAUGGAACUUUCAGAGAUGGAACAGUGGCAAUCAAUGGGGAGCCAUCUUUUGAACAGUUACGCUCCCUGCAUAAAUGCAUAGCAAAGGUAACGGAGGAAAUUGAAGGGACAAGGUUCAACACUGGAAUUUCUGCAAUGAUGGAGUUCAUUAAUGCUGCAUACAAGUGGGAUAAACUUCCAAGAUCAAUUAUCGAGGAAUUUGUCUUGUUGCUAUCACCUUAUGCACCUCACAUGGCUGAGGAGCUUUGGUUUCGCCUUGGGCAUUCGAAUUCAUUGGCAUACGAGCCCUUUCCUAAGGCAAAUCCUGAUUACCUGAAGGAGUCUACCAUAGUUCUUCCAGUUCAGAUCAAUGGCAAGAUGAGGGGUACCAUACAGAUUGAAGAAGGAUGUUCAGAGGAGGAUGCUUUCAGAUUAGUUUCACAGGAUGCGAAACUCUCCAAGUUCCUGGAUGGAAAAUCUAUCAAGAAAAGAAUCUACGUUCCUGGGAAAAUUUUAAAUGUUAUUUUGGGUCCUCAAAACAUCAAGGCAGGAGUCCGGUAGUCCCCUGGCCCCAUCUGCAUAUUCAGGGCGAGUGGGCUCAUUUUAAAUAGGAAGAUCACAAUGAGUUGAAGUUUUACCAGCGAACUUUUCACAUAUGUGCUACAAAUGGAAUGCGGAGGCAAGUUUACUAUAGGCAUCCAAAUUUUUCAAUGCAUUGAAGAUGUCUACAUCAAUAAACUUUCAGGCUAAAUUAUGUUCGUCUUUAAGGUCCCUGAAUCUAGAGGAUUAACUCCAGGGAAGUGACAGGGCAGCAGCAGCAGAAACAUUUCAUGCAACGUCAACAUUCAUUAUUCAAUGGUAUGGGUGCUUAUGCUGGAAUUUUUGCAGAUGCCUUGUAAAAGGCCUUCAUGUAUGUACAUUGAGACAUUGAAUGUAUCAGCUGUAUCGUUAUCUGUAUUAUUCAUUGUAUGAUCUGAAUAAACUUAUGCCAUUAAAUUGAUAAAGGAACUCAUUCUUAAUACAAAUAUUUAUUAUUUGCAA
Populus euphratica (Euphrates poplar) is the source of this 3537-nucleotide messenger RNA. RefSeq names its product tRNA synthetase class I (I, L, M and V) family protein. NCBI's taxonomy places the organism in Eukaryota, Viridiplantae, Streptophyta, Magnoliopsida, Malpighiales, Salicaceae. Gene Ontology annotation, molecular function: ATP binding; aminoacyl-tRNA deacylase activity; leucine-tRNA ligase activity. Gene Ontology annotation, cellular component: cytosol. The transcript is spliced from 21 exons. Gene Ontology annotation, biological process: leucyl-tRNA aminoacylation. Bases 37 to 3057 code for a protein of 1006 amino acids. The record is from RefSeq and is a predicted model, not a curated record.